Molecule: messenger RNA, 2984 nt
Organism: Hydractinia symbiolongicarpus
Lineage: Eukaryota; Metazoa; Cnidaria; Hydrozoa; Anthoathecata; Hydractiniidae
Exons: 11
Coding region: 150-2318 (722 amino acids)
Molecular function (GO): protein binding
Source: RefSeq, a predicted model, not a curated record
UUGUUUGUUUUUUUAUCCUUAAGGUCAAAUGUUCAAUUUAGAUGAUCAGUGACAGUUGACUAGUCAUUAUUAUAUAAGUGCUGUAUAAUAUUGUUGUUCAAACUUCAAGCUAAUUUUAGAUAUUUUAGAUUAUACAUUUCUUCGAUAAUAUGAAAGGACCUUUACAAAAUGUUCAGCCAGAAGCUCCAACAUCAUAUGAAACUACUGUUGAUGCUUCCAUGCUUAAUGAGGACAUUCUCUAUGGAUAUAGACUAUUUAGAAACCUACUAACACAGCAGAAGAAAUACAUACAACAACUGGACGAGCAUGAACAUGAGAAUAAGAAUGAUGAAGAGGAAAUUGCUGAGAAAGUAACGUUUACCACAAUUAAUGAUAAUUUCAAUAAUGGAACUUAUGAGAAUAUUACUGAAGUUGUUACCGAUAUUCGAAUUGUGUUGGAGAACUGCUAUAGACGCAACGGAUUUACCCAUCAAAUUUCAAAGUGUGCCAGAAGUUUAGAGCUUGUUCUUGAACAAAAGCUUGCUUUAUUACCCAGACUGCUGAGAGAAAAGUGCACUUUAUCUGCUUCAAAUGUUCACAGAAAGAAAGAAUAUCUAAACCUGUCUCUUAAUGGCUCCAGACGAAGGUGCCAGCCUCUUUCAGAAUCUUCUGAAACAGCAUUAAUGACGCAGUUGAAAAUGGAAUUUGAAAUUGUGGAAAGAGAGAGACGAAAGCAAGUGGAGUUGGCAAAGCGUUUGGAGUAUGAAAAAUUAAAAGAACAACUCAUUUUUUUUGAAAAAGAAGUUAUAACAUCAUCAAUGUUACAAGAAAUUCGUUUUUGUUGGGAGUUACCAUGUGUUGGAAUUUAUGUUUAUAUGCUGCGAAAGUUCAUGAAUAUCAAUGAUUUUAAUUACACUGAGUUUGAGAUAGCAUCGUUUUUCAUGGAGAAGAGUAUGCUUUUUAGAAAAAUUUUUUCAGCUUUACUUGCCACACCGAGUCAAAGACAAAGAAUGGAAACUAGAAAACCGUUAUCUUUUCAAGGAUGGUUAUACACACUGCAGGCUCUACUUAUAAAGUGGUACAAAACAGCUGAUAAAGAAGGAUAUGAAUAUGCAUCUGAAGUUAAUGGAUUUGAUAAGAGUUUUUUUCAACAACUAGGCAAAGAGAAUCCUGUCACUGAUGAAGCUGCUUUCUUGCAUCUAACAUUGAAACAGAAAAUGUGUAUUCUAAAAGCACUAUGUGAAGCAGCAUUGAAUGACGAUGUUUCGAUGUGUUCCAGCCUGGCAGAUAUACCAAUUCUCCAACGCCAAGAUCUUUAUCUUGGACAAGACUUUGAGAAAACUUCGUACUAUUUCUUUCCCCAGUUUACUGAUACUGACAUUAGAAUAUACAAGAAGUAUCAUCAGUCUAAAUUAAAAAAGAUAAAAGAAAUUCGUUCCACGUCACAUGUUGACGCAGAUUACGAGCUUGUGGCUUGGGACGUCGAUUCUCUGCGUGAACUCUUGACCAGCUUUCAGAAAGUAAAGAAAAGUAAAAAUUCACACCUCUUUGAUUUGGAGCAAACAAUAGAAGCUCUCUAUGAGGAGUUAAAAUUAAGAGCUGAGAGCUUUGCAAAAUUAAAUGAAAAAGGGAAGAUGGCCAUUGUAAAGGAAUAUUACGCAGAACAAGAACAGAUCAAUGAACUUGAUGCUGCAGUUAACCAACCCGUUUUGUCUGCUGCAACGACUUCAAUACUUGAGAAAAGCAACAACCAACGGGGUAUUCUUACUGCUCGUGCAAAAAGAUUAUUGGAAAGAAAUCAAGGUACCCCUCGAUCAGGCUCACCUUCGUUUGUUGACCACUUCAGUGACAGCUCUUGUCAGGAAUAUAUUGUCGAUUCCCCACUCGGGGUGACUCGAGAAUUGCCUCAGUUAAUAAAUGGUUUCAAUUUGUCUCCUGAAUCAAAUAACAUGUCAACCACCGUAGAAAAAGCAGAACAUAGCAUAGCUGAUAUUAAGCAAAGUGUUGAUUUGAGUAAAUUAAGCGGGAGUGGUGCAAACGAGAUAUUGAAUGUUAAUUGCGAGAGAACAGCAUCCGCAGAUGUAGACGUUGCUAUGAGCAUAUCACCUGUAAAAACAGAAGGAGAAAAAACUUUCAGCUUGUUCACAGCUGUGAAGACAUUACCUAACACCCUUAUUCCGUCUAAUAUUUCAUCGAGCGUAACAACUUCAUGUAUGACAAGUGAACUACAAAACACUUGUAGUGUUUUUUCGAGUAAAAACCCAGAAGAAGAAAGUAUGAACUCUGGUGGCACUACUAAUAAUUCAUUUGGUGGCAUACUUCCCGCAUUUCCAUCCUGACACAAUGGGUGUCAAAAUUAUUUUUAUCUUUUAAGUGCUAUUGAAGAGGAGUAACUUAAUUGGUAUGAAUAAGUCUAGAAUAGUUGUUGCUCACAAAGAAUAUCUUUUUACAAAUCUUAACAACUUGUUUUGUGCAAAUCUUUUUGUUAUCGUUUUCUUGUUGCUGUUUUUGUUGUUUUUACGUUAGGGAAAGGGUGGGUUUUAAUCGCAGUUUCUAAGAUAUCUGCGCCAUGUGCUUUUCUUUCGUUUCAGGUAUGUAGUUGUUUUUUUACACCCUGCUUUUGUUAGUAAAAAUGUGGCGUAUUCUUAGUUUGGACCUUUUAUAAAAGUUUAAAUAUUUACAUAAAAUAUAAAUACAGAUACAAGUUUUGCAUAUAAAAAUUUUAACUAUACGUAACAACCUUGAAAUCUUAGUAACGUUGUUAUGAUGUCAGAAUCUGCAAAAAUGUCGUCUGGAAAUUACAUGAGUGCAUUAUAAUGUUUUUUCUGGUUUGAAGGCUAACCUGCCUUAAAAUAGAGGGCAUUUUUACAUCCCUUAGUCAAAAAAUAAAAAAAUUGGGGAAAGCGGAAGGAUGCAUACAAUUUUUCUCACCUACACUGAGUCCCUUUUCAUCACAAAAGCGCGAAAGGGCUGUCGAUGAAACCGUGCUUAAAAGUUUAUUGCAA